GACAGCCUCCACUAACCAACCAAAAAAAACCCACUGCAACCGCCAACCGCCCUCGCUCGUCCGUUCUCGGAAUUAUGCCCAUCUCCACGAUCUUUCUCAUGACUGGCCCACGGAGAAUCAGACGACCUGACUCUUAGCUCUACCGCCCAUUCCAGCUUAUCGGAGCUUCCAGACGCUUUCGAUAAGAGGAGAGGGAAGCUUAAAGAAUAAGGACCCCUCUGCCCCUCAUUGUUGUGUCACCGUCCAUCCCAUCAGAUUCCUAUAUAUUUUUCACGAGAUACCCACCACUUUGCUUGACAUUCUUUCUUCAUACCACGAUUCUUCACUCUUAACAUCCUUCAUCUUCAAAAUUAACAUACCUUGCACAUUCGCAAUGGGUCGUCUUUCUGGAAAGAACGCUGUCAUCACUGGCGCUGGAGGUGGCAUUGGUCUUGAGACCUCCAUUCUCUUCGCAAAGGAGGGCGCUUCCAUUCUCAUGUCCGACAUCUCCCAACCUGCUCUCGAAAAGGCCGCCGCAAAGGUCAAGCAGCUCGUCCCCGAUGCUCCCCGCGUCGAGAUCCUCAAAGUCGACGUCUCCAAGGAAUCAGAGGUCCAGGCCAUGAUCGAAUCCCUCGACUCCUGGGGCGGCAUCGACGUCCUCUUCAACAACGCCGGCAUCAUGCACGCCCAGGACGACGACGCCGUCAACACCCCCGAGAACAUCUGGGACCUGACCCAGAACAUCAACGUCAAGGGCGUCUGGUUCGGCUGCAAGCACGCCGUCCUCUCCCUCCGCCGCAACAAGAAAUCCAAGGCCUCCAUCAUCAACACCGCCUCCGUCGUCGCCCUCGUCGGCGCCGCCACGCCCCAGCUCGCCUACACAGCCAGCAAGGGCGCUGUCCUCGCGCUCACGCGCGAACUCGCCAUGGUGCACGCCCGCGAGGGCUUCCGGUUCAACAACCUUUGCCCUGCGCCGCUCAACACACCGCUUUUGCAGGACUGGCUGGGUGACGAUAAGGAGAAGCGCCAUAGACGGGAGGUUCACUUCCCUAUGGGGCGGUUUGGUGAGGCUGUUGAGCAGGCGCAGGCUGUUUUGUUCUUGGCGAGCGAUGAGUCGAGCUUUGUCAAUGGACAUGAUUUUGCGGUUGAUGGUGGUAUGACCAAGUGCUAUGUUACUGCUGAGGGCCCCGCGCAUCCUCCUCCUGAGAACAAUGCUACCAAGGACUCGUUGUAAAGAUUAAGAGAGUGAAGGAUUUAGCUGGAAAGAUAUCUGUAGUAACGAUUAGUAUGAUUCAAUAAUGAAAUAAAUUGUCACAUCAUAAAGACGAAUGUGCCGACAGUCACUUGCGAGGAUGAACCUGGCUGAUCAUAUACAAUAUCAUUUGUAAAGUAGUCAUCAAUAUACAAAAAGAUACCCAAA
Fusarium verticillioides 7600 is the source of this 1399-nucleotide messenger RNA. RefSeq names its product glucose 1-dehydrogenase. Gene Ontology annotation, molecular function: oxidoreductase activity. Lineage: Eukaryota; Fungi; Ascomycota; Sordariomycetes; Hypocreales; Nectriaceae. The transcript has 3 exons. The coding region runs from base 374 to 1213 and encodes 279 amino acids. The record is from RefSeq and is a predicted model, not a curated record.